Westerdykella ornata is the source of this 3363-nucleotide messenger RNA. Its product is annotated as STAG-domain-containing protein. The transcript is spliced from 2 exons. Gene Ontology annotation, molecular function: chromatin binding. Gene Ontology annotation, biological process: sister chromatid cohesion. Gene Ontology annotation, cellular component: chromatin; cohesin complex; nucleus. Lineage: Eukaryota; Fungi; Ascomycota; Dothideomycetes; Pleosporales; Sporormiaceae. The record is from RefSeq and is a predicted model, not a curated record. Bases 85 to 3198 code for a protein of 1037 amino acids.
CACCACGACGCGUCUCUCACAUGCUGGCCCCAGUCAACAAUCACCAUAAACACGACCAUUGACACCACAGCCACUGGAGCAGCCAUGAGCAAGCGCAAGGCCACCGUGAGCCUCGCAAUCCGACCGGCCACGAAAAAGGCGCGCGUACGCAAAAGCGCCAUCAGCGCACCGGCAGGCGACCUGUACGCGCAAGUUUUCGGCGGCGAAAACAACCUCGACGAUGUCGUUGCCGAGUGGGUGAGCAGCUUCCACAACCAUGAAGCUAGGGCUGUCGCGCAAAUUGUCAAUUUCGUGUUGAGGUGUUCCGGUUGCUCUAUACAGAUUGACGAGAAUGACAUUGGCGAUCCGGACAAUUGCCCGUCGCGGCUGGCAGAUAUUCAGGAGGAAUACCAAGCUCAAGAUAUAUCCGAAUACCCCCUCAUUGCGAAGAAAGGCGCUGCUGCUUUCAAGCAAGCACUCCAUGGCUUCUUCGUAUCGUUUGUUAAGAGCAUCGCGGCGAAUGGUCUCCUCUACGAGAACACCGAGCUGCUCGAGAACGUCCAAGUGUGGAUCAGUACCAUGUCCUCGGCAUCAAACCGUCCCUUCCGGCAUACAAGCACGGUCGUUUCUCUAGCCAUCAUCAGCGCGCUAUGCAUGGUCGCAGGCGAGAUCGUCGAGAAUACGGCGAAGAAGAACCGCCAGAGCGAAACUGAAUCGAAGAAAUCGCGCGUUAACAAGGCGCGAGUCUCGCUGGUGAACAAGGAGAUUGAAGAGCUCAAUCAGAAACUGCAGGUUGUGGACGGCUCAAUCAUAGAUUGGUUUGAUACAGUAUAUGUCCAUCGUUAUCGCGACGUGGACCCAAAGAUACGGGUAGAGUGCGUGGAGGCCUUAGCAGACUGGAUUGUGACAUACCCCGACCGCUUCUUUGAUGGCAGUCACCUGCGGUAUCUGGGUUGGGUUCUAUCCGAUCCCCAUCCGCCAACACGCGUAGAGGUCUUGAAACAACUUCAGAGACUCUUCCGGGACAGAGAUAAGCUGGCUGGACUCAAGACAUUUACCGAGAGAUUCCGGCCGCGAGUUGUCGAAAUAGCGACACACGACGCAGAAACGCACGUUCGCGCCGCCGCUGUUCAACUCUUGGACACUCUUCGAGAAGCUGGGUUCCUUGAGCCUGAUGAUGUUGACUCUGUGGGCAGGUUGGUGUACGAUGCGGAGCCUAAGGUCCGAAAAGCUGUUGUCGGAUUCUUCGCGGAGACGAUCAAUAGUGUAUAUGAGCAAAAGAUCGAGGAUAUGGGAGGCCAGGAAGCAGUCGACGAAGCCUUGGAGCAGGAUGACGAAGAUGAGGCACAACCAGAUUCUAGAUUGGAAUGGUUGAAGCUGAAGUGCCUGGUUGAACAACUCGUCGCUUAUGACUCCGAGGACAGUGAGUUGCCCUCCCAAAUUGAACGGCGAGGUCCUUCUGGGACCGAACUCGGCUUGGUUAUUGCGGGAGUUGAGUCGCGGUUCUUCCUCGCUGCGCAGGCGCUUUAUGACGCCAUUCCAGAGGUCAGAUCAUGGGAGGCCCUGGCACAGUAUCUGCUGCAUGACCAUUCGCAAACCGUGGAGAACGAAGCAGGUGAAGAUGUCGUCGGUAUGCUUCAGGAGAACUGCAAGCUUGACGAUCGGGAAGAGAUCGUUCUUCUGGAUGUUCUCACUGCAUCCGUGAAACUUGGCCUUCAGCGCCUUACCGAAGCAAAGAAGGACAAGAAGAAGAACAAAGCUGAGAAGCUAGCGCUGAAGGAAGAGGAGGCUGAGACAGUGAAAAAACUGUCAAAUAUAAUACCCCAGCUACUGAAGAAGUUCGGUGCGGCUCCAGAGGCAGCUUCUCUUUGUCUUCGUUUGGAGCGCCAACUCAACCUUGACAUAUUCCAGGAGCUGCGGCAAAACGCGGCACUGACCGCAUUAUUGGACGACGUCAAUAAGCAGUUCCUCACGCACCACCACGAGAACGUAUUAGACGAGGCCAUAGAGUCCAUUCUCCACGCGCUAACACACGAAGACUCCAAGGAGAUGGCCGAAAGUAAAGUCAAAGAUCUCUGGGAUGACCUCGUCAACUCUUUCGACCUGCUUCGCAAAGAUCGGGACCUCUCCGAGCGAGGCAACCUCGAGACCGAUGUUAUCAUCGACCUUUCCAACAAUGUCUUGAAGAUUUCCAAGCUAGCCAGAAUAUCUGAACCUGUGGUGCUCGAUCGCACGACAUCAGGUGCAUCGGGUCGAAGUAAACAGAAGAAAGCAGCGAAUGCGAAUACUACACCACCUGUUACAUGCCUACUGGAAAUUUUGAACCGUGGCGUCCCUACGCAAGGUCUUGAUGCUGAGCUUGAUGCUGCGGAAGAUGCCUUGGUUCGGCACACUAUGAACACACUACUCUUGUACUUCGUCUGGAAAUGCAGGCAUUGCGCGGAUAACAUCCAAUCCGGGUCAGCGAUCCCAGAUGACGAGCUUGAAGCAAUAGCAAUCCGACGGGACGAGUGUAUAACAGCCCUUGCGACUAUCAUGAAGAGCAGGAAAGGCGCGGAUGACAUCCGGAUGGAUGCUGCAUACUUGUUGCUGGACGUCUCGAAUUUGUUCUUUUCGUUAAGGAAGGCGAAAGCCACACAAGGUGAAGCGGCGAAGAACCAGACCAACGGCGACGCAAAUGACGACUGGCAAGCGCUGUGUCAGCAAAUCGACCCCCCGACUACGAGAAUGUUGCUCCAAAUUUUGGGAGCUGCGGAAAAUAAUCUUGCAAAGCGCACGGGGAAACGGGUCGAGGAGCCCGAUGUGGAGGAUGACCCUAUCGAUGUUGAUGAUGCCCCGGAGAGUAGCGAUGAUGAGGAAGAGACGCAACAGACGCAAACGCAAACUCAGGGUACCCAGAGUGCGGACGCUGAGAAGGCAGCUGAGGACAGGAAGGUUCGCGCUCUGUUGGCAGAGGGCCGGCUGUGCUUCUUGGGAAGCAGGAUGGUGCACGGAGUGCAAGUGGGUGCCCUGGGAGAUGAGGUUCGGAGAAGGCUGGAGAGGAACAAAACCAAACUGGGCCAUAACUGGAAGGAAGUAGUAACCCAUUUAGGAACUGCUGAGAAUUUGAAGCUGCCAAGGCCGCAGAGGGCGAAAGCGAAGAAGGCGAGGGCGAGGACAGUUACGCCGGUACAAGUUGGGUCGAGUGAUGAGAUCGAGGAAAGUGGAGCGGAGGAGUGAAUCACGUAGGGUGUCUUCUCAUUUCUGUAAGAUGUAUUUCUAGCGGCGGGUAUCUGUCGUGAUAGUACUAUGUGGAUAGGCAGGACAAUAAGAGGAUCGCAUUCCUCUGGGAAUCUGGGGCAAGAUGUUAAAACCAUACGAUUAUAACUCCAAUCAUCUGCCCCC